Gasterosteus aculeatus aculeatus (three-spined stickleback) is the source of this 2524-nucleotide messenger RNA. Its product is annotated as solute carrier family 2, facilitated glucose transporter member 9. Gene Ontology annotation, molecular function: D-glucose transmembrane transporter activity. Gene Ontology annotation, cellular component: plasma membrane. The record is from RefSeq and is a predicted model, not a curated record. Gene Ontology annotation, biological process: dehydroascorbic acid transport. NCBI's taxonomy places the organism in Eukaryota, Metazoa, Chordata, Actinopteri, Perciformes, Gasterosteidae.
GACAAAGCACUGAGUUAGACAUUUGACCUUUCACCAACUUAAUAAUUCUGAUGGUUAAAUGACAUUUCACACUAUUGAGAGGAGUUUCUCACACAAGCAAAUCACUGCUGGUGUGCAACGGGACUGCCUGUUACUUUACUUCUAGUCACAGAAAAGUGACAGAAAAGUUAAUGAUAACCAGCCUAAACAACACUUUAAAGAGUACAUUCAGUCUGUACUUUAAGGACCACGGCAGUGCAGACGGAAUGGAAACGUUGCUUCAACAGCUGACCCGUGGGAACGCUCUGCUCCUCAUCAUUGUUUUGGGAAUUGGAGGAAGCUUUCAAAGUGGCUACCACAGUACUGAAUUGAGUUCUCCAUCACCGUACAUUCAGAGCUUCAUCAAUAGCAGCUGGUUCCACAGGUACAACGAGCCUCCACCCCCACGGACCAUCACGAUCAUCUGGUCCCUCAUUGUUUCCAUGUAUGCUGUCGGGGGACUCUUUGGUGCUUUCAGUGUGGAAUUGAUCACCGGCACGCUGGGAAGAAAAAAGGCGAUGAUCUGCACCAGCUUCAUUGCCAUAGUUGCAGGGGGGAUCAUGCUGACAAGUAAAAGUGCCAAAUCAUAUGAAAUGAUUAUCGUGGCAAGGAUUCUGUACGGCUUCUCCGCAGGUUUGGGGGCCAGCUCCCAUGUAAUGUACCUGGCUGAGAUUUCCCCUAGGAAGAUACGAGGGACUGUGACUCUGACCUCAGCCAUCUUUUUGUCACUUGGGAAACUGUUGGGGCAGUUUUUGGGACUUAGUGAGCUCCUUGGUCGUGAGCAACUGUGGAACAUCGUCCUCUCGGUCCCUGCACUUUUGUCAUUGGUUCAGGUUAUAGUGUUACCUUUUCUCCCCGAGGCUCCCAGAUACUUAUUCAUAGAGAAAGGUUGUGAAAAGGCUUGCAAAAAAGCUCUCCAGAGUUUGUGGGGCGAAGGUGACUACAAACAAGAGAUGGACGAGAUGUUGAUCGAACAGGCUGCCAUUGAGGCGGCCCCUCGAAAAAGCACCCUGCAGUUCCUGAGGGACUGCAGUGUUCGAUGGCAGCUUCUCACCAUGUCCGUCGUCUACUGCUGCAACCAGCUUUCGGGAAUUCCUGCAAUCAAUAUCUUCUCUUUUGACGUCUUCCAAAAGGCCGGCAUACCAACUGACAAGAUCCGCUAUGUGACUCUUGGUCUUGGAGUAUCUCAAAUCAUCACCUCCAUCUUCUGUGGGCUGCUGAUUGAGCAGAGUGGGAGGAGGCCUUUAUUCUGGGGGGGCUACGGCCUCAUGUCUGCCAGCUUGCUGUUGUUCACUGUCAUGCUCAAUUUGAAGGAUUCCAGCUACUGGAUUCCAUAUUUUUCCACUGGUUUGAUCUUCCUCUUCAUCAUCUUCUUUUGUGGGGGACCUGGGGGAGCCUCAAGCACUCUCCACAGUGAGAUCUUCAUCCAGUCCGACCGACUGGCUGCAUUUGUACUAUUGGGGAUACUACGCUGGUUGCUCUACGCUGUACUGGGCCUAGUAUUUCCAUUCCUUAUUGAUGCCCUGGACUCGUACUGCUUCGUGCUGUUCACCUGCGUGUGCCUGCUGGGUUUUCUUUACACCUUCUUCCUCCUGCCUGAGACGAAAGGGAAGACCAUGCUGGAGAUCUCUGCUGACUUCAAAGCCAUCACCGUCUGUGGGAAAUCCUUCUCAGAGGAAAAGACAUUGGAAACUAAGUUGUGAUCGCAGUCCAGAUACAGUCGACUGUUAUUUUAAAUGCACAAACGAGUGUGGCUGUGUGUGACCAAGAGGUAAAAGUUUAUGGUUUGUUAAAGUUAAAUGACUGAGACAAACCUAUAACACAGCACAAUGUCCAUCAACAGGUUACGCUUACAGGUCACUAAUGCAGACGUAUUGGUAUUUCUGUCAUUCUUUGUGCAUAUCAUGAUAUUCAGUAUGACUGUUUCUUGUGCAAAGAGAAAAUGCACACGUAUUCAAUGCUAUUUUGAUCUAAGACACAAAACAAUAAAACAGCAAUUGAUUUCCAUGGAAUAACCGAAGACUACUUGUACUUUGCCACUGAAAUGUCACUGAAAUCACGUGCUUGACAAAUGAACUGUGGCCGAACAACCUCAGCUGCUCAUUUGGAUUUUAAUAAAUGAAAGACUUCAUUACAUGGCAGUUUUGAAAGAUCUUUGAAACAAGCUGCUGAAGACCAUCACAGAUGUUUUUUCUUCUUUCCUGACUCGUACUUCUCCAAUGAGUCAUUGAGGGAAUGUAAAGUCAUCAUACAUUUGAGUACGGAUGAAAAAUCCAAUUGCUCAGUUCAAGCAAAUUAUGCUCAAUCUUGAUGUUUUAUUUAAACUUGCAAAAUGAGAGCAAACCAGCUUCAUACUAGUGAAACUGCUGUUAUUUGGGCUACCCACAUCCGAUAAAACGUCACCUGCAGCUGCAAAGUGUUUGUCACUAAGAGGUCAGAAGUUUCCUUCCUCCUGGUCCCCAGCAAUAAAUCACCCCCUGUUCCCUUUAGACUUUUUUCUUCUGCU